Messenger RNA from Microsporum canis CBS 113480, 2442 nucleotides. RefSeq names its product 3-phosphoinositide-dependent protein kinase 1. The coding region runs from base 1 to 2442 and encodes 813 amino acids. The transcript is spliced from 3 exons. Gene Ontology annotation, molecular function: ATP binding; protein serine/threonine kinase activity. Gene Ontology annotation, biological process: peptidyl-serine phosphorylation; intracellular signal transduction. Lineage: Eukaryota; Fungi; Ascomycota; Eurotiomycetes; Onygenales; Arthrodermataceae. The record is from RefSeq and is a predicted model, not a curated record.
AUGGACGGUGAUCUGAGCCUUUCUCAGUCCCUCGGGGGGCUACGCAUCGCCAAUCCGGACAAUGCCUCUACUAAUACAUCAGAAGGCCCCUCGGUCUCCUCUAUAAUACUAUCGUCCGCGGAACAUGACGCAGCUGAAGUUGUCCAUGCACCUGAACAGUCCCACGUUGAUGACCGGUCGGUAGUAGGGGCUGUACCUAGCCUCGCAGCACAGCAAGCACCAUCAUCUUCAAAUACAAAUCUUCAAGAUUCCCUGAGAAAUUCACCCCAGCAGCAGCAACCCUCAUCUAGCGUACCGCCCAACAUGGCUCAUCAUUCCACUCGCCAGUCUGUGUCCCUUCCGCCGAGCCAUCAAGUGUCCUCGCGCGGUGGUCCCUACCGCCUUCGAACAGAUUCCUCCGCUUCUGCCACGGAGUACCCGUCAAGAAUCGACUCUCGUGGUGGCUCCGCAGCCCUCCAAGCUGGAGUUUUGCCUCGGGACGAUGGACACACUGACAGGUCCUAUGCGCCUGCAAAGGCCUUCCGAGGAGGUGCACCCUUACCGCCCAGGCAGAGCUCCCGCAGAGCACCGAAUCCACUCAUACCACCUGUUUCAGCCUCCUACGGAAACGAAAAUGCUCCGCUCCAUAGCUCGGAAGAAUGGCAGGAGCGUGGAGCCGCUGUGGGCGUGCACCAAGAGAUCGACGCGAGCGGAAAGCCCGUUGCUAGAUACGUGAAAAAAGGGGUUAGGGACUUUGUGUUUGGCCGCACACUCGGUGAAGGCUCCUACAGUCAGGUUGUGGCUGCCACAGACCGCCAGACACUUAAGGAAUAUGCGAUCAAGAUACUCGAUAAACGACACAUAAUAAAGGAGAAGAAGGUCAAGUAUGUAAACAUCGAAAAAGAUACGUUAAACCGCCUAACGGAUCACCCCGGAGUGGUUCGGCUAUACUACACCUUCCAGGAUGAGCGAUCGUUAUACUUUGUUCUGGACCUUGCGGGGAGUGGUGAGCUGUUGGGCGUUCUCAAACGGAUGGGCACAUUUGACGAAGAAUGCACCAAGUUCUAUGGUGCACAGAUUUUGGAUACAAUUGGAUACAUGCACCGGCGUGGGGUCAUCCACAGAGACCUCAAGCCAGAAAACGUCCUUUUGGACAACCAAAUGCAUGUAAAGAUCACAGAUUUUGGAACCGCAAAGAUCCUCAGUAUGCCUUCUCCGAAAGAAGGAGGAAAUAGCAAUGGGAUCCCUUCAAUGGAUACACCUGAGGAUGACAGAGCAAGAUCUUUUGUUGGCACGGCAGAGUACGUCAGUCCUGAGCUGCUCACCAACAAAAGUGCAUGCAAAGCGAGUGAUCUAUGGGCAUUUGGAUGUAUUAUAUUUCAACUACUCGCCGGGAGGCCGCCAUUCAAGGCCGCUAACGAGUACCUCACCUUUCAGAAGAUUGUCGCACUUGAAUACGAAUUUCCAAAGGGCUUCCCACCUACUGCUCGGGAUCUGGUGGAGAGACUUCUUGUUCACGACCCUAAUACACGGCUGCAGAUAGAGCAUAUUAAAAACCACCAGUUUUUUGAAGGGAUUGUAUGGGGCAGGGAGCUGUGGAAACAGAAACCACCCAGACUAAAGGCGUAUUCACCACCAACGGAGCCUAUCAAACUCAACGGUCCAGAGGAUGAUGACAGUUAUCCUCCAAAUAUCAAUGUGAAACCUUCUGCGGGCUUCCAGGCCUCUUCUACGCCUCAGAACAGGUCAUACCCCUCCGUGAUUACUGAGCUUCCUCCACCCUCGCAACUUGAUAUUGAAUGGUCCCCUGUUUUGACCCGAACUAAUGAGCGUAUAUUAAAGCUGGGAAACCUAACGGUAUCCACGUCCUCGGCUCCCCGUUCUCAAAAUAAAAACGGCGCUGGGGAUGGCGAUACGCCGAAGAAAUUAUCCCGUUUCUUCGGCGGGUCUGCUACUAAGAAGCGUCAACGAUUGGUCCUGGUUACCUCCGCUGGCAGGGUAAUCAUCGUGCCGGCCGGUGGCGAGGAUAAACGGCCAAAAAUGGACAUCUUGCUUUUGAAUCCAGAUACACAGUACCGGAGUAUAACUGACUCCAAAGGGCAUUCAUCCUGGGUAAUAGAUACGCGUGAUAAGCAUCAUGUCUUCGAGGAGACUAAACCGAGCAGUGACGCGGCUGCCUCUACAGUUGCCACGCAAGAGUGGAUGGAAGUAUUGGACCGUGCAAAAGAACUGGCCUCAGUCUACUCCACUCCCAAUUCUUACACGGGCGAUGACGGGUUCAGAGAUCUUUCUUCCGGCGUAUCGAGCCAUGCAAACACCCUAAACCAUGCCGACGACUCCCCUACGAGCCAGUACCCUCAAUCAAGCGGAAGAAACGCUUUAUCCAAACCGUCUCCAGAAGCCACAACUUUCCUCCCGUUCGCCUCUCUGAUAACAUGCAUCCUGUGUCUAUUCCGUCAAUAA